AUGGCCAAAUUCAUCGUUCUCCUUGUCGCCACCAUUGCUCUGACGCAGGCGCGUGUGGUGCGUCGCGAUGCCCCAGCCUCAGCCCCGGCCACGCCUCUGCAAGACCUGCAAAAACAUGCCGAAGAGUUCCAGAAAGUAUUCGCCGACCAGUUAAACAGCAUUGCCACCUCCAAAAACACACAGGAAGUUCAAAAGGCGUUCAAAGAAGGUUCAGACACGUUGCUCCAACAGCUGUCAGCCUUCACCGCCAGUCUGCAAAGCGCUAUGACCGACGCUAAUGGCAAGAUUAAAGAGGCUUUGGAGGUGGCGAAGACCAACUUGCAGCGGUCGGCCGAAGAGCUGCGUCGCGCUCACCCCGACGUAGAGAAGCAAGCGGUGACCUUACGUGAGAAGGUCCAGGCAGCUGUCCAGAGCACAAUCCAGGAGACACAAAAACUGGCGAAGGAAGUAGCGUCAAACGUUGAACAAACAAACGCGAAGCUCGCGCCAAAGAUCAAGGCAGCUUACGACGACUUCGUGAAACAGGCUGAGCAGGUGCAGAAGAACGUACACGAGGCCGCCAAUAAGCAGUAG
Molecule: messenger RNA, 573 nt
Organism: Parnassius mnemosyne (clouded apollo)
Lineage: Eukaryota; Metazoa; Arthropoda; Insecta; Lepidoptera; Papilionidae
Source: the annotation of a GenBank genome assembly